AGUAAUGUUUCCAGGAAACAGUUGUUGCGAUUUCCAUCCAGCAGGACACACAGACAUGGAUCAAGAAGUAAUCAGCGAAUUUAAAGAAAACAUCUUGUCCCUAGAGCUGGCACUGAUGGACUAAGAGUCGUUGAUUGACAGUCCAUUAAGAGUUUCUGGUCCAUCAGUCCUUGAAGAUGUUAUCGAACCCUCUGGCCGAUACUAACGAAACACGGCAGGUUGCUUCAACUGGUCCCUGCCCCCAGUCUGCACUCUAUCAAGACCUGUUGGUGAUGGCCUACAGAGGAACUGCAAAAGCAGAGACUGGGAAGGAAGAUGAAAUGAUGUAUUCAGUUCAGGAACCUCAGACAUCAAGUUUUGUUUUCCUGGAUGCUGCUAAACAGCCGAAACAGUCUUCUUCAGAACUGAAUGGUGAUUUGGGCAACAAUACUAAUUUCAAAGCUGGCACAGAUGAAGCGGACAUGUUCAGAACCACAGCAUGGAAACCGACGCAGACCUUAACGGCUUCGCCUCCCGGAUGUCCAAAAGGAGAGCAACUUGGUUCUCUGGAGCGCUUUCUCUUUGCUCAUCAAAAUGAAAUGAAGCGCUUGCUGACAGGCACGCUCGGUGUCCUGAGCCAGCGUCUCGAGGCAGUCGAGCAAAGGAUCGAGCAGCUGCAUGUUCAGGGCAAUGCACAUGGAAAAAGCUUAGCCCUCCUUCACAGCGAAGUCAACCUACUGGGAAGAAACCUCACUGCUGGGUGUCCGAGCACGUCGGCUGCUCCGAGUAUUCCACCAUCCAGCACUUGUGAAAGUCUCUCAUUUGAGGAAAAGGAAGAUGGUGACAUAUACAAGAUAUCCUCUCAGGGAUCAGUUAGUCAUGGAAGUAGGGAUGCUGUAUGCCAACCAUGGAUUGAUUCAGGGACAGCGAUCGAUUUCUCUGCACAUAACUCUGAUUGUAAUCAUAACGUCGAGCUCCUGGUCCACCCGGGACUUAAUGGAAGCUUAUCUGCACAGGUGAAUACGGCUUUCGGAGCUGGCGACUGUUUACGGGUUUCGGCUUUUGAAGACUUGAACAUGGAACAGGAUACGCUGCUCGGUAAAACGGACAAACGAGACGACCAAAACGAGCCACUUUGUUAUCUAAAGCCUCAGUCUAUCAUGAGCUUGGAUGCAAGCAUUCAGUGUUUACAUGAAUCAGCACAACUUAAGGUGCCUUCUUUCAGUAGUGAAGUUCUUAAAAGUUCAGGGGACGGAAACUCGUGCAAGGAUCCUGGUCCAGAUUCAAGUUCUGGUGUUAAAAAUUGUAAGCCAGAAGGAACGUCUAUCCUGUUGAGACAUCCCUCACCAGACUUGAUGGCAACUAGGUCUCACUUAGUCAGCCAGUCUAGUAUUGCUGACCAAUCUGAAACCUGUCCUGCUCCCUUGAUCAUGACUCUGUCUUCAAAGGGUUCUAGUACAAUAACCAAAAAAGAAGAGUGGCCGUUUUCUGAAGUUGUAUCUUUUCCUACCUUGUUCAAAAUCCCAUCCCUGUCAGAGAUCAUGCCUGGUUUAAGCAACGCUUUACCUUUAGGAGAUAUUUCUAAUCCUGAUGUUGAUGAGCGGACAAAUCAGAGUGGAAUGGGAAAAGGGAAACUCUCAAAGGUUAUAGGUUCCCAGUUCUCCUCAAAAAAUGGAACACUGACCUGUUUAAGGAUAAAAUCUUACCCAUAUCCCAAUCACACAUUAGUCACCCCAGGGGUGUUUGGAACUUUGGAGUCUUACAAGACUUGCCUUUCAGAUAUGGGAUUUCUUUUGCCCUGGACUGGCUCAGAAGUGUCAGGUCUGAAGAAUGGGCCAACAAAACUGCUACAUAGAGGAACCCGGUCUAACCUCAGUAUGACAAAUCUUCUAAAUCACCUGGAUGACCUUGCCUGCCGCUUGAGUCCUAAUAGAUCCUCCAUCAAGAAUGUCUUACCUCUGAGGAGUUACCACAUAAUCGCGUCUAAACUUAAACACCACCAUUCCGUCUCUAAAUGGCCUUCAUUUAACACCAGUCACAUGGUCUUCCUACCCUUUCCAAAGUUAAAAAUGGACACCUGGGGGCCUGUUGUGAGACACGAGAACAGUGUUCACCCAUUUCAUUCAAAGCAACAUGUCCACCUGACCCUCCCUUCCUCACCACUCUUUCAUCUGAUAAGUACGUCACAGACAUUUCAGACUCCCACAUAUUUCCCUAUGCCUGUUUUGAGAAAAGGAAGAUUUCCUAGAGCAGGCCUGAGCACAGUGUUAGCCAUAUCCUCUCCGGCGUCAUUCAGAUUGGGGUUACCGCACAUCCGCCCCCAUUUUUCCAUCACAUCCUCCUCCUCGUCUUUGCUCAAUACUAUGAAGCAUCAGAUUAUAGCUCAGACCAAAUGUUCUCCUGUUCAGCCCCUGGCUGAUUACUCCAGCCCACCAGGUCUGGACAAUGAUCACAGCUAUGCUCAACAAAUCGCUCAAGAUUCUCCUCCCGGAAAGAAAACCACUUCAACGCGGAAACCUAGCGUGUCUCCUUCCCCACGUCGCUCCAUAAAGACCUCCAUAAGUCCAGAGGUGAGCUCGGAUAUUACUCCACCAUAUAGCCUUAAUGUUGAGGUUCUGCAGUUGGAGGUCCCCCCCUCUGAAAAUCUGUCCACUUUGUCCAUAACCGGUCCAAAUCUUAAGACUCUAGAAGCUUCUGCAGAGGACAAGCAGGUGGAGCUUCAUGAAUCCAGCACCUCGUUGCAACCAGCUCAAAGGUCUAAACGGGUUUCUCAGAUUCGCAUCCGCAAGGCGGUGCCCAAGCCAGACAAAAACCUCACCCCAAUGGGGCUCCCUAAACCAAAGCGAUUAAAGAAGAAGGAGUUUAGUCUGGAGGAGAUUUACACUAACAAGAAUUACAAAUCUCCAACUCCAAACAGAAGCUUGGAGACAAUCUUCGAGGAGCCAAAGGAGAAGAACGGUACACUGGUUUGCAUUGGCCAUCAAAAACGAAAGAGAGUUUUAGAUUUCCCAGAUUUUACCUUACCACGUAAACGCAAAGCCAAGGCCAACCUAAGUUCUCUGCGAUUAAAGGGAUCCCGUAGAGCCAAAAAGAAAGACGCAGACCUGAAUGUCAUGCUACUCCAGAGACUCAGUGAACUGGAGGACUACUUCAUUCGCCAAGGACUGGAGGACUAGUCAAGCUUCAUCAACACACAACUUCUUCACUUAUCCUGCUUAGCUUAAAUCCUUAAGGGUUCAUUGGAGCAUCUCUCUUGGGCAAUCCUUUUAGGUUUUAUAGAAAACCUUACACCAGAAGGUUUCUCAUUUAGAGAGACUUUGAGUAGAAGUAGAAACAGUUUAGGAAGUUAUGAAAGCUUAAAAUCUGGAGAGCUCUUGAGGAACCAGUUAGCAGACCUACAGUGUCUAGUGGAAAAAAAAAACAAAACACUAAUAGCAAAAUCAACAGCAAAUCUCAGCUUCGGUAAUUGUUCUGCUGCCUUUUGAUUUUUGUGUUCUAUGACAAAGUAAAAUAAGUUUUCUGUGAAUUACUGUAAAACCGUUUUAUUUGCUCAAUGCCAGACCUCAUCUGUGGUGUGAAAUAAAAUGUAAGCUGCUAAGAUUCAAAUAAAUCUACUAUACAUAUAUCAUUA
Molecule: messenger RNA, 3610 nt
Organism: Tachysurus vachellii
Lineage: Eukaryota; Metazoa; Chordata; Actinopteri; Siluriformes; Bagridae
Exons: 9
Coding region: 177-3155 (992 amino acids)
Source: RefSeq, a predicted model, not a curated record